AUUUCAUAACCACGCCCAAAUAGCAAUGGCUGCAAAACCCAAGGAGGAGGUGGACGAAGAGAGCGAUUACUACAGUAUAACGGAUCAGGAGAGGGAGAUAAUGAAGAAGAGAAGGGACUACAUAUUACACUACAAGCCUCCAGUCUGGACUUCACCAUCCCCUGAUCCAGUCAGUGGAAUUCCUACGACAAUACCAAAGGUCCUUCAUGCGAAUAUUGUGUUUUUCGGUCCGAUUGGUUCAGGGAAGUCUUCUCUUAUCGGUAGUUUGUGUAGAGCUGUGAAUCAGUUGAGUUCCUUCCCCGAGAGGGUACUCCAGACUCUAAGAGUGAACCAUCCUGACUCUCACGGGACUCAGAACUGGUUGGAGACACCUGGCAACCCAUCGAAAACUAUCAUAUAUCAAGACACUCGUGGAGAUACAGAUAUGAGCAAUCAAGAAAGAAUGAAACAUGAUUUUUCGCUGCGUGGUAUUUAUAAAGAUGAAGCGCCUAUGGGAGACGUUCCUUUUUAUAGUAAACAUUGGUGGACUUCUCAAAGGUUUUUCUGGGAGAGGAGUUUGAGCGAUGUCCCACAUACUGUCGUCUUUGUUUUCGAUGGAUCUAGCGAGCCCUUUCUGGACCAGGAGAGCCUCUCGUUUUUCAAAACGAUAUUUGAAGACUGUACGAAAUAUGGUUAUGAGCCAAUAAUAGUAAUAACGCAUUUGGAUCUGAUAUGCAGGACUGCUCAGAGAGAAGGCAAGAACUGGGAGAUUGAAGUCCACCAUAAGAAAGACAAGGUCCUACAAGCCUUUGAAGACCUUCACUUGACGAGAAAAAGUAUUUAUUUUGUGACGAAUUUCAACAGAGGCGGGGACAGAGGGAGCAUACCGCUAUGGCAGUCGAGUGAUCGCGGGUUUGACAAAGUGAACAAAACCAUGAUCGACUUGUCUAGGGACCUUUUAAGUAUAGCGAACCGUUUUAUAGAUAGACACUAUGGACACAAGAGAUGUUGUUUAAUUUAAAUUAUUGUGCAAUUAUUAUGAGGAUUAGGUUCAGACUUUGCUAUUUCUAUUAA
Amphimedon queenslandica is the source of this 1053-nucleotide messenger RNA. RefSeq lists its product as uncharacterized. NCBI's taxonomy places the organism in Eukaryota, Metazoa, Porifera, Demospongiae, Haplosclerida, Niphatidae. The transcript is spliced from 6 exons. The record is from RefSeq and is a predicted model, not a curated record. The coding region runs from base 26 to 1000 and encodes 324 amino acids.